AUCGCGUAUAUAUUUUUUCUUCUACAGUUUUUUUAACAUGCUUCGUGCUAGCACCAUCACCAAGAGCCUGCGUCGCGCGUACCACAGCGGCAUCCGCGUGCCGCAGCUAGCAACCUUCAAGCUGCCAGAGAUCGCCAACGAGCCGACACUGAACUACCCCCCCGGCAGCCGCGAGCAGGAGGAGCUGAUGGCGGCGGUGGAGGAGCUCGGCUCCAAGACGCACCAUGUGCCACUGAUCAUCAACGGCAAGGAGGUGCGGACGGGCAAUGUGUCUGAGCAGCGGAACCCUGGGCAGAAGUCGCAGGUGCUGUGCACAUACGAGAACGCUGGGCCGGCGGAGAUCGAGCAGGCAAUCGAGGGCAGCCUGAUCGCCAAGAGCAAGUGGGAGGCGAUGCCAAUCUACGACCGGCAGGCAAUCUUCCUGCGGGCAGCGGACCUGCUGGCGGGCAAGCACCGGUACAAGGUCAUGGCGUCGGCGAUGCUGGGGCAGGGCAAGAACAUCUGGCAGGCGGAGAUCGACGCAGCCACGGAGGCAGUGGACUUUUUGCGGUUCAACGUCAAGUACGCCGACGAGAUCUACAAGGUGCAGCCGCCGUGCAACGCCAAGAACCAGUGGAACCGCGUGGAGUACCGGCCGCUGGAGGGCUUCGUGUAUGCCGUGUCGCCGUUCAACUUCACCGCGAUCGGCGUCAACCUGGCAGCGGCUCCGGCGCUGAUGGGUAACGCAGUGCUGUGGAAGCCGUCGAACGGCGCAGUGCUGUCGAACUACCUGGCGAACGAGGUGAUGCGCGAGGCCGGCGUUCCCGACGGCGUGAUCCAGUUUGUGCCCGGCGACGCAGUGGAGAUGACCAAGCAGGUGUUUGCUCACCCAGAAUUCGCGUCGCUGCACUUCACCGGCAGCACGCACGUGUUCAAGCAGAUGUGGAAGCAGAUUGCGCAGAACAUUGACGUGUACAAGAGCUACCCGCGCAUUGUCGGCGAGACCGGCGGCAAGAACUACCACCUGGUGCAUCCGUCGGCCGACGUGGCCAGCGCCGUCAACAACACCAUCCGCGGAGCCUUCGAGUUCCAGGGCCAGAAGUGCUCGGCGUGCUCGCGGCUGUACGUGCCUGAGAGCCUGUGGCCUGCGUUCCGCGAGCAGCUGGUGCGCGGCGUCGAGUCGAUCAAGCAGGGCCCGGUCAGCGACCCCACCAACUUCAUGGGUCCCGUGAUCAACCAGGCCGCCUUCGACAAGAUCACAAACUACAUUGAGUAUGCCCGCAACGACGAGCACUGCGAGAUCAUUGCCGGUGGCAAGUACAGCGACGCCGAGGGCUUCUACAUCCGCCCGACCGUGAUCGAGACCCGUGAUCCGCUGACCAAGACCAUGAAGGAGGAGAUCUUCGGUCCGGUGCUGACCGCCUACGUCUACCCGGACGCCGACUUCGACAAGACCAUCGACCUGGUUGGUGCCACCACCCCGUACGGGCUCACCGGCGCCAUCUUCGCCCAGGACCGCCAGGCUGUGGCCCACGCCAGCGCCCGCCUGCUGCACACUGCAGGCAACUUCUAUGUCAACGACAAGUGCACUGGCGCCGUCGUCGGCCAGCAGCCGUUUGGCGGCUCGCGUGCCUCCGGAACCAACGACAAGCCCGGCAGCGCCAACCUGCUGCACCGCUUCCUGUCGCCGCGCUCCGUCAAGGAGACCAUGGUGCCCACCACUGGUUUUACCUACCCGUCGAACCAGUGAGCAAGCAAGCGGGUUUGCCAUAGUCCACACCCUCCCCACCAAAUAAAUAUAUUUUUGCCACUUGCCA
Messenger RNA from Linderina pennispora, 1796 nucleotides. RefSeq names its product delta-1-pyrroline-5-carboxylate dehydrogenase. Gene Ontology annotation, molecular function: L-glutamate gamma-semialdehyde dehydrogenase (NAD+) activity. The transcript has a single exon. The record is from RefSeq and is a predicted model, not a curated record. Lineage: Eukaryota; Fungi; Kickxellomycota; Kickxellomycetes; Kickxellales; Kickxellaceae. The coding region runs from base 38 to 1729 and encodes 563 amino acids. Gene Ontology annotation, cellular component: mitochondrial matrix.